Molecule: messenger RNA, 2755 nt
Organism: Electrophorus electricus (electric eel)
Lineage: Eukaryota; Metazoa; Chordata; Actinopteri; Gymnotiformes; Gymnotidae
Gene: slc7a3a
Product: solute carrier family 7 member 3a
Biological process (GO): amino acid transport; transmembrane transport
Cellular component (GO): plasma membrane
Molecular function (GO): amino acid transmembrane transporter activity
Source: RefSeq, a predicted model, not a curated record
AAAACUGUGAGCUCGUGUGAGUGACUGCCACAAUAGUCGGCGGUAGACAGAAACUUCGCUAGCUACCGAUGUUAACUUAAAGAUUCACCUAAGCUUCCAAACUGUAUACUUUGUGCCCUUAUCGAUUUUUACUCAGGGAUUUUAUUAGCCAAGUUACUAACUUAUACCGCGAUCUUCGCUUGGUAGUCCUCUAGCUAGGUGGCUAGUUUCUGACGCAAUCCUUCACGCGGAUGGUUUGUAAGCCAAACUUUGCUUCGAGAGAUUCAUCCCUUGGAUAACGGGCAUCUCCACUAUUUCAAGAACAUCUCAACUUCAUUCAUCUUCUGCAGUCAGUCAUGGUGGACAAACUGGCCAUAAUAGGGCGCGCUCUGUUGCGUCGUCGUAUUCUGGACUUCUCGCCCGAGGAGACCCGCUUUGCCCGCUGCCUGUCCACUCUUGACCUGGUGGCUUUGGGCGUGGGCUCUACACUUGGAGCAGGGGUCUAUCUGCUGGCUGGGGAGGUGGCGAGGGAGAAGGCAGGCCCUGCUAUCAUCCUCUGCUUCCUGGUGGCAGCUCUCUCCUCCAUGCUGGCAGGACUUUGCUAUGCUGAAUUUGGUGCUCGAGUCCCUAAGACAGGUUCAGCAUACCUGUACAGCUAUGUUACUGUGGGAGAAAUCUGGGCUUUUAUCACUGGCUGGAACCUCAUCCUCUCCUAUGUCAUUGGCACAGCCAGUGUGGCUCGAGCUUGGAGCUCCACCUUUGAUAACCUGGUGGAGCAGAAGCUGUCCAACUUCUUCAGGUCCUCUAUGUCCAUGAAAGUUGAGAGUUCUGGUGUGCUUGCUGAGUACCCAGAUCUUUUCGCUCUCACUCUUAUUUUGCUAUUGACUGGCCUGCUUGCUUUUGGUGUGAGUGAGUCUGCACUAGUGAACAAAAUCUUCACUGGGAUCAACCUGGUGGUGUUGAGCUUUGUCAUUAUAUCAGGCUUUGUAAAGGGCAAUGUGGCAAACUGGAACCUCAUUCUCCAUCAGUUUAUGAAUGAUACCAACAUCACAGCACCAGAAGAGGUGGAAAACUUGUUUGGCAGUGGAGGGUUCGCACCAUUUGGUUUAGGCGGCAUUCUGUCUGGUGCUGCUACUUGUUUCUAUGCCUUCGUGGGUUUUGACUGCAUUGCUACUACAAGUGAGGAAGCCAAGAACCCCAUGCGCUCCAUCCCUGUGGGGAUUGUGACUUCUCUUCUCAUUUGCUUCUUUGCCUAUUUUGGUGUGUCGGCUGCGCUCACACUCAUGAUGCCGUAUUACAAGCUCAACACACAGAGUCCUCUUCCUGAGGCCUUUAGCUAUGUGGGUUGGGCACCAGCCCGCUACAUAGUGGCUGUGGGUUCUCUCUGUGCUCUUUCGACCAGUCUGUUGGGCUCCAUGUUUCCUAUGCCGCGAGUGAUUUUUGCCAUGGCAGAAGACGGCCUCCUAUUCCGUUUUCUCUCCAAGAUUAACAAGCGCACCAAAACCCCAGUUCUGGCCACUGUUGUGUCCGGCAUCAUAGCAGCGCUCAUGGCUUUCAUCUUUGACCUGGCUGCAUUGGUUGACCUCAUGUCAAUUGGGACAUUGUUGGCAUACUCUCUGGUGGCUGUGUGUAUUCUCAUUCUCAGGUACCAGCCUGGCAUGCUGAACUCCUCCAGCCAGAAUGAGAAGCUUGUGGAGCUGGUAGGAGGUGAGAAGGUGGCAGUGUCUGGAGAAAGUGAGGAUGAAUAUGGCCUGGACUCGGAGCAUCCUCUCCCCCAUCAGGAGACCUUCUCCCUAAAACUACUCUUGAUUCCCGCCAAGGACACUCCAACUCAGCUAUCUGGAAAUAUAGUGUAUACCACAUCUGGCAUCAUCUCACUGCUCAUCACUCUGCUGUGUGUGUUGCUGGCUGUGUGUUUGGAAGAGCUGGUGGCAGGCCAGCCUGUGUGGGUGGCUGCAUGUGUCACUCUGACUAUGCUCUGCUUUAUAUGCGUCAUCAUAAUCUGGAGGCAGCCUGAGAACAACGAAGCACUCAGCUUCAAGGUGCCCCUUCUGCCUUGGCUGCCUCUGUUCAGUAUAUUUGUCAACGUCUACCUUAUGAUGCAACUAGAUUCUGCCACGUGGUGCCGCUUUGCGGUGUGGAUGGUCAUUGGCUUCUCAGUCUACUUCUUCUAUGGGAUCUGGAACAGCACAGAGAACCAGAACACUAGCCAGCGGAAAUGCAAACAAAAGAAGAACCCUAUUUACUUAGGAGUCAAUGAGAGUGAGGUAGAUGGUAUUUCUCCCUGAUAAAGGGUGAAGUUUGGUAUUUUUUUUCCAAUAAGUACUAUAGCUUCCUAGAGAAAACAACAGCAAAUUAAUUGUGACGAAUGUAAAAAUAUAAAAGAUCCUGACUGUAGAUAUUUUUUCUAAUGCUUUAUGUAAACAAACCUAGACUGUAUUUGAGUAGUUAAGUAGUUAUGGCCUAAGAUAAUUUACUAAAAAACAAUACAGAAUUUUGACUUGAUGAUGGUUAGUAACAGCCAAUGGUCAUUAUGCAUCAUACAGAGCACACUGGCCUUGUGUGCUGAAGUUGUGAAGCUGCUAUACUGUAGAAGCCAGUGUCUACUAUAGAAUCAGCCAAGGCUAUACAGGGUAUUUGUAAGCAUGUGGCGAUGACUUUUUAUUUUCAUUAUUUGGCCAUGUCACACUGUUAGUUCGUAGCACAGCUUUUCAGUUGCUAAAAAGUCUGUAAUGGCUUCCACCCUGUGGCUUCUUGGUGUAAGGCUGUGAAACAU